AUACCUUCGCUUUAAUCCUCAAAAAUUCUCACAAGAUAGCACGAACGCAUCAGAGAGGGAAAGGGAGAGAGAGAGAGAGAGAGAAAGAGAGAGAGAGAGGACGAGAAGGGGAAAGGAUCGGAACUCUUGGAUCGAUUUGGGGGAGGAAUUAGAGGAAUUUGAUAACUGAUGUGCAUUCAUCUAGUAUGGACUUACAUCAGCUGCUUAAGUAUGGGUUGACUGCUAGCGAUCAUUCCUGCGAAUUUCCUGCUCCCAGAACGCCAGCAUACUCUGAUUGGUCAGCGAACUCGAUUAAAUUUAAUCUAGGAAACUCCCCCCACUCCCCUCUUUUGACUCAGUUAGAUUCUGACAAUUUAUCUGUUUAUAGCAGCAGUAUUAGUAAACAGCGAAGCCCCAUAGAAUCCUUGUCCGGAAAUAUUCAUUCCCAACACUCCCCUUUAGAACCCGGCAGCUCACUCAGACAGUUUCAGAUCAAAUUUUCAGAGUUUACAGAACCUAAUUCACAAAAUACAAUCACCAGCCAGAACAUGAGGCAUGCACUACAAGAGCUUGAGACGGUUCUGAUGGCCCCUGACACCGACGAAGGAGCGACCAGCACGAAUCCCAAUACCGACGAGCAUAAACCAGCCAAGGUUGCGAGGCAACUUUCCAGAACUUGGAGUCACGAAUCAAGACGCGAGCCUAUUAUCAUGGUUCAACCACAAUUUACGUCAAACAGAUAUCCUGUACAAAGCUUUGAAGUGCGACCUGAGAAACGGCCAAGAGAGAUGAAAGAAGACCCACAAAACAAGGUUAAGCAACUUCUGAUUAAGUGUGCGGAAGCUCUUUCAGAGAACAAGAUCGAGGAGUUCGAUGCGCUUGUGCAAGAAGCCCAUGGUAUGGUUUCCAUAAGUGGAGAGCCUAUUCAGCGUCUCGGUGCGUACCUUAUCGAAGGCCUGGUGGCGCGGAAAGAAUCUUCUGGAACCAACAUCUACCGUGCCCUAAAAUGCCGGGAACCCGAAAGCACAGAGCUUCUUUCAUACAUGAGAACGCUGUAUGACAUUUGCCCGUACUUCAAGUUUGGAUACAUGGCUGCCAACGGCGCGAUUGCCGAAGCAUUAAGAAGCGAAGAUAGGAUUCACAUUAUAGACUUCCAAAUUGCUCAGGGGACCCAAUGGAUAACCCUAAUACAGGCCUUGGCUGCUAGGCCUGGGGGCCCGCCGCAUGUGCGGAUAACAGGAAUCGACGAUCCCCUGUCAGAGUACGCCAGAGGGGAUGGCUUGCAACUAGUAGGGAAGAUGCUAUCCGACAUGUCGAAGAAGUUCAAUAUACCGCUCGAGUUCACAGGUCUGCCCGUCUACUGUCCACAGGUGACCCGUGAAAUGCUUGAUAUUAGACCGGGAGAAGCACUUGCAGUGAAUUUCACUCUUCAUCUACACCACACGCCGGAUGAGAGUGUUGAUGUGAGUAACCCGCGGGAUGGGUUGCUAAGAAUGGUGAAAGGGCUUUCGCCCAAAGUGACCACUUUGGUUGAGCAGGAGUCAAACACGAAUACAACACCAUUUCUAACGAGGUUUCUGGAGACGUUGGAUUACUACUACGCGAUGUUCGAAUCGAUUGAUGUGACUUUGCCAAGGGAUAGCAAAGAAAGGAUAAGUGUGGAGCAGCAUUGCUUGGCUAAGGAUAUAGUGAAUAUCAUUGCUUGCGAGGGGGACGGAAGGGUCGAACGGCACGAGCUAUUGGGUAAGUGGAGGUCUAGGUUAACAAUGGCUGGGUUUAAGCCCUACCCACUGAGCUCUUAUGUGAACUCAGUGAUUAAGAAGCUUCUAGGGUUUUAUUCUGAUAAAUAUACUUUGGUCGAGAAAGAUGGUGCGAUGUUGCUGGGUUGGAAAAAUAGGAGCUUGAUCUCGGCUUCUGCGUGGCAUUGAUAUUGGUGAGUUUAGCGAAAGCCUUUGUGGGACACUAGUUGAUGAGACAUUGUGAUAUGUCUAAUAUAAUAUGAUCCCUGUGUUCAAUAAUUUCUUUCGUGUAAAUUUGGAAUCUGCAUCCUGUGUAAACAAUGUAGGCUGUAAUAAAUACUUGUGCCGAGUACAGUGUUAUCUACAGUUGGCUUUAGCAUU
This is a messenger RNA of Ananas comosus (pineapple), 2099 nucleotides long. Its product is annotated as chitin-inducible gibberellin-responsive protein 1-like. The record is from RefSeq and is a predicted model, not a curated record. Gene Ontology annotation, biological process: regulation of DNA-templated transcription. Gene Ontology annotation, molecular function: DNA-binding transcription factor activity; sequence-specific DNA binding. Gene Ontology annotation, cellular component: nucleus. The transcript has 2 exons. Bases 186 to 1907 code for a protein of 573 amino acids. Lineage: Eukaryota; Viridiplantae; Streptophyta; Magnoliopsida; Poales; Bromeliaceae.